GCCGCUGCUGAACGAUAUCCCCGCUACGGCCUUUGACUCGCGUGUUGACAAUCACCAGCUCGUCGCCAAAAUUCGACAAAAACCGGUCUAUUUCUUCAGGGUUGGAAAAGCUCUUGGGAUUAGGAUUAGUGAUGGUGGGUGUCACAAAACUCACGAUAGCCGAUUUAAUCCACAUACUGGGUGUAGAGGGCAUGAAAAUGUAUGUAACUUGUGCAAACCGGUUGGAGGAGGAGGAUUUCUAAUCAAACUUCUGUUUAUUGCCUGCUUUCCAAAACUAUAGAAACUGUUUUUGAAUUCUCAUUAACUGCCGAUUUAGGAAGGGUAAUGAGAAAUAGACACCCGGAGCAAGUAACUGUUGAAGAUGUUAUUGCGGUGCUAAUUAGACAGAGAAAACGCCGUUGCUAUGUAUGAGUGUCUGGCUAUACGUCUUACUGGAUGCUUAGUCCAUGACGCUUAUGGAUGGUGUGAUAUAUAUGUUUAUGGUGGCUCCACCGGCGAGGACUUGCGGUGCGUUUCUCGCGAGGUGGGUGCCAAGUCUCGCUAACCCAGCUGGCGCUGCACCAGCUCUCAGCCCCUCGCCGCUCAAAAGUCGCAUUCUUCCAAAUCUAAAAUAUUCAUCUUUUCCUCCCAGCAUGAGCACAAAUGAUAAAUCCAACAUUCUAAGGAAGUACAAGAUCGUCUUCUUGGGGGACCAGGGAGUAGGGAAAACGUCGCUCAUCACCCGAUUCAUGUAUGACACCUUUGAUGAACAAUAUGCCGCCACCAUCGGCAUCGACUUUUUGAGUAAAACCAUGUACCUAGAAGACAACAAAACCAUCCGGUUACAACUAUGGGAUACGGCGGGACAGGAGCGGUUCCGGUCGUUGAUUCCUUCCUAUAUCCGUGACUCUAACGUGGCGAUCAUCUGCUACGACAUCACCAACAAAAAGUCGUUUGACAAUUUGGACAAGUGGAUCAGUGAAGUCAAAUUGGAACGAGGGGAGGACGUUAUAAUUGUUAUUGUGGGUAAUAAAUCGGACUUAAAUAACAAGAGGCAGGUGAGUGCCGAGGAGUUGGAGACGUUGGGCAAGUCGAUUGAAAACUGUAGCAUUUAUUUGGAGACUUCCACCAAAGCCAAUCAUAAUAUUAAGUUAUUGUUCAAGAAAAUUGCAAAAAGCUUACCAGAGUUUAACCUGGAUUCGGGGGCACAGAAUAAGCCAGAGACUAUAGAUAUCACCAUUGAGACCACUACGGGUGGCGAAAAUAGUUAUUCAUGCUGUUAGCACAAAUAUAUGAACUGAGAAGCGAAUACGAGCACCGCGAGUCGUAGGACGAGAGUGAGGGU
Messenger RNA from Yamadazyma tenuis ATCC 10573, 1324 nucleotides. Lineage: Eukaryota; Fungi; Ascomycota; Pichiomycetes; Serinales; Debaryomycetaceae. The record is from RefSeq and is a predicted model, not a curated record.